Saccostrea echinata is the source of this 5784-nucleotide messenger RNA. RefSeq lists its product as uncharacterized. Gene Ontology annotation, molecular function: protein binding; G protein-coupled receptor activity. Lineage: Eukaryota; Metazoa; Mollusca; Bivalvia; Ostreida; Ostreidae. Gene Ontology annotation, cellular component: membrane. Gene Ontology annotation, biological process: G protein-coupled receptor signaling pathway. The record is from RefSeq and is a predicted model, not a curated record.
CUCUAAAUCUGUAAUAUCUUGGGACCUACGUCAGUAAGAAUCAAUGGGACUUCAUGAACUAUGGCGCUGUUCGAUGUGACGACAUCCGAUUACCGGGAUACUCCAGGGUAUUUCGUUAUCAAUGCAGACGUCCGGUGGUGGGUCAAUACGUCACCAUCCGCAAUUUUGACUUCACACAACCAGACUAUAAUCCAGGCAAUUUCUAUCAAAUGGAAAUCAACGAGAUAGUUAUUCUAGGAAGAUCAACAACCUGUGGAAGCCCAUUAGGAAUGGCCUCAGGUAACAUCUAUGACUAUCAGCUUGGAGCCACUUCGGAUGACAUAGAAGGAGUUGAAGUACUGCCACUUUCUAUUCGAGGGCGAUUAUAUUAUCCGGACCCAGGCUGGUGUGCUACAAAGAAGGAUGAAUCACCUUGGUUUUCUGUUGAUUUGAUUGUCCCAACAGUCGUGCAAGGAAUUUCAGUGCAAGGGUGGAUAUCAGGAAAGGAGACGAAAUAUAUCCAGUCAUUCCAAGUGUCUUAUGGCGUGACAAGGAAAGCAAUGAAUCGUUACGAAGAUUCCCCUGGGGUUGUAAAAACUUUUCUUGUUGAUAACACGGUAGCAGUCACUACACCACAGACGUUUCUGUUCCAUGAGGAUAUUCUGGCGAGAUACAUCAAAAUACACCCAUCUGUAGCAGAUGGCCAACAAGCUUGUCUCAAGGCAGAAGUCAUAGGCUGCCAGAAACAAUUACAGAGGGAUAUCAAAUGUAAAAAGGGUACCGUGGACUUUGGAUUUGAGGAACUAAAACGGUUUUUAUUCUUGCUUGAAAAGGAAGAUAAUUCGCCCUACAAUGUAAGGAAUGUUUCCACAAUCGAAGGUUGUAGACAGUUUUGUUUAAGUAAUAACUGUACAGCAUUAUCAUUCCAAAGAAAUUCAGACCUUCCGGAAUGUUCACUAAGUUUUGGAGAUAGAUAUCAUCUAACAAGAAAGGCGGCCUGGGUACAAACAGGUGUCAUUCUUAAUCAGGCAGCUCAUCGUCUGUGCUUCAAAGAGGCAAUGGAUGUAACUCAAUGUUCAUUUUCAAUAAAUUUAACAAAGAAGGACAAGUCCGUCGUCAGGUCACCAGGAUUUCCUUUUAGUUAUGGACAAGGACUGAAUUGUACCUGGAGUAUAUAUGCCGGAAAUUCUAGUUUUGUCAGGCUGGAAAUGAUUUAUUUACAACUGGCUAAAACGACGACAGAAAUAGAAUUAAAAGAGCUUGGGAUGGUUGAUAUAAAUCCAGGAAGGUGCAAAGACCAAAUAAUUAUACGUGACGAUUCGAGCACCAUAGUGAUUACCGCGGAUUCACAAGAUAAAUUCAAAGACACGGUCAUUAUCUCUUCUGGAAGAACUGUAUUUGUUUCACUGGUGUCUUGUUUCCAAAUGUAUGCUUCACAGCUGGAAAAGAGUUUUGAAAUUUGGGCUACAACAUCAGGUAGCAUUUAGCAGUUGAUAUGUGGGAUGGCUACAGAAGGUAGCAUAAUCAGUUGUACACUGCAGUCAGCCUUUAUAGCCACAGAGAGAUACCCCGCUCCAUAUGAAACAGGAGAAACUUGUUCUUGGAACAUACACGGAACAUUUGGGCAAUACGUAGAAUUGAAUGUUCUUAAUUUAGAUGUCAUUAAUGGAGACGACACAUGUUCUAUGUCAUAUAUUGCAAUUUAUGAUAUCGACUUGAAUGGAAGGGAGGUGUUACUUGGUAGAUUCUGUAAAGAAAAUAGACCUUAUCAGAAUAUUACAUCCCGAUGGCACCAUAUGAGGAUAGAAUUUUGCUCUGGAAAUGAGAAUAUCCGGGGUCAAGGUUUUUUAGGGAUUUAUACGUGUGUGAAUUUAACAGAAACAUGGUUAGAUAUCAGGAAUAAAGAUUGUUUAAAUGAUUGGCAUUACUACAACGGAAGCUGCUAUAGAAUAUUCACCGAUGACAUAGGCAUCACGUGGCCAGAAGCAAAUCACAAGUGUAAUCAACAAAAUGGAAGUCUUGUUAGUAUCUCCUCAAAAAGGGAACUGUCUUAUGUUCAUUUUCUCUUCAAGCACGAUAUAAACAUUACAGGCGACUGGGAAAUUUACAUAGGUCUUCAAAAGAGAUACACAGAGGGAAAAAAUGAACUGAAAUAUCUCUGGACAGAUGGAAACCCUUUAACCUUCACUGCAUGGUAUCGUGAUGAUAGCAUGAAGAACCGACAACCAAAUGGCGUCCAAAAUGAGCGAUGCACCAGUAUUAACUUUUACAGCAUACACUCAUUGAGUAAUUGGCAUGAUACCCCAUGUGCUUACAAUAAAAUCCAGAGUUAUAUGUGUGAAAUAGACCUCCAUCAAAGUAACGAAACUAUAAGUCGAAGGAACUGGUGGGGAAAUGGAACUCUUGUCUCAAGGUCAGCAGAGCUUGGUAAUAUUUUGUUCCAGUGUGAGAACACAGAAUUGAUCAGCAGACUGUUUGUAUGUGACGGAAUAGAGGACUGCAGUGACGGAUCUGAUGAAGUAAACUGCUCUUCCUCGUGUACAGAAACUCAGUUCCAAUGCAGCAAUGGUGCCUGUAUCUCUAUCAGUCUGUAUUGUGACUUUGUCAGCCAUUGUCCAGAUAACACCGAUGAAACCGAUUGUAUUCGAAGACCAUGUAUAGAAAAUGAAUGGGAAUGUUCCACCGGUCAGUGUAUUCCUGCCAAUAACCGCUGUGAUAUGAAACCAGACUGCGUCGAUGAAAGCGAUGAAAAAUAUUGUGAAGGUUGUAAUCAUGGAUUUGAAUGUUACGAUCAGACCUGCCUACAUCCUUCUAAGGUGUGUGAUGGCUUUAUCGACUGUAGUGGAUUCUUUGCUGAGGACGAGUCUCGGGACUGUGAAGACAAUGUCCAGGAGACGUGUAAAGAAUGGUGGGGAUUGGGACGGAGGGAGAAUGGGGAAUAUCUUGUUAAUCUUGGCUUGGAAGGUCUGAGACCUACAAGAGCAGAGUGUCGAUUUCAAAAAUCUGAUAAUCGUGUCAGAGUGCAGACGAUAAUUCACCAUUCUGAGGAAGAAACACUGUACUCAAGUCUUUUUGAAGUUGAUGCAAAAUUAAGGUACUCUGCAAAUGAAAGACAAAUAUCGGUGCUAAAGAAUACAAAUAAAUGCAGUCAGGCUAUAAGAAUACGCUGUCAUUACAUCGACCAUACAUCUAACGUGUUUUGGGAAGGAGAAAACGGAGCUCGUAUUCACAUAAACUUUGGGGAUAGUGACGAAAACUGUUCUUGUCCAUUUGUGAAUAAAUGUGAAGAGGAAAAAGUAAAGUGCAAUUGUAAUUCCACAAUGGGUGAAUGGUAUCGUGCUGAAGCCACAGAGGUUAGAGAGGAUUCAGGUGUUAUCACUAACCACUCACUCCUGCCCAUCCAAAAACUGUUCAUCAUUCGUGCGGGGGAGAACAAAUUCGUUAAGGUUGACAUCGGACCACUUGUUUGCACUGAAGAGACAGAAGAUGUGAACAAAGAUUUUGUUUGUCGGACAGGCAAGAUCGUGGCAAUGUCAACACGAUGUAUUCUUGACUAUAGUGAAAACGGGGAUAUCGUUGGCUGUCGAGAUUUAUCUCAUUUAGACGAUUGUGAUUCCACAUCGUGUCCUGUAGGUUAUAUGAAAUGUCCCGGAAGUUUUUGUAUUCCUCCGCGAUUUAUCUGUGAUGGCGAGAAGCACUGUGAAGACGGAGUCGACGAAAUGCAGUGCGGAUCUUGCCAAGGUUUAUACAGAUGUCAAAAGAGCAAAGUCUGCUUGGAUCCGCAAAAGCUAUGUGAUAAUAUCCCCCACUGCCCACUUAGGGACGACGAACUACUUUGUAACAUCACCUGUCCGGAAGAGUGUGUCUGUGAUGGCCUUUCUGGCCUGUGUGGGGGUUUUCAAAAUAUUAGUACGGAACGGCUUCCAAAAGAGCUGAGGUUUCUAAACAUUAGUGGAAAUGAUUUUAGUAAUGGAUUGCCAUCUCUUCAGCAUUUGAUUCAUCUAGUUAGAUUGUUUGUUACGGACUGUCAUUUGACAUCAAUAAGACCCUAUUCCUUUAUCAACCAGCAAAAUCUUUUAAUACUUGAUCUCAGAAAUAAUAAAAUAACCCAUAUUUAUUCCAAUGCCUUCACUGGACUAGUGUCUUUGAAAGUGCUGAACUUAGAGGAGAAUGAUCUUCAAAAAAUAGCAGAUUCGGCUUUUCUUGGAUUGAAAACGUUACCUAAAAUAGUUUUAACAAAUACCAAUUUGUGGUCCAUUGAACGGGAUACUUUAGUGGGCUUACAAAACGUACGUCUACUGAAUUUGUCAUCAAAUAAUAUUCAUUAUGUUUCAAAUUAUGCUUUUCAAAACUUGUCUGAAUUAUCAGUGUUGGAUCUACGAAACAAUAAUAUUUAUGAGUUUUCAUCUGAAAUCUUUUAUGGGCUUUCGAAUCUCGAGAAAUUGUACACAGAUUCCUAUGCAUUCUGUUGUCUGAAACCUCAGUCAGUCAAGGAUUGCUUACCAAAAGUGGAUGAAUUCUCUUCCUGUGAUAACCUAAUGAAAAAUAAUGUCCUAUCUACGUUCUUGUGGAUCAUGGGAUUUAGUUCCCUGUUGGGAAAUCUGGGCGUCUUCAUAUUCAAAGUGUUUUUCGACUCAGAAACUCUGAAGAAAGGCCAUGGAAUUUUCAUCACGAAUUUGUGCAUUUCGGAUUUUCUAAUGGGUGUUUACUUGAUAAUCAUAGCCUCUGCUGAUGAACAUUAUCGUGGGAGAUAUAUCUGGAAUGAUUUACUCUGGAGAUAUAGUAUAACUUGUAAAAUAGCCGGUAUGCUUGCUGCUAUUUGGAGCGGGACUUCGGUAUGUUUGCUAUGUUUGAUUACCGUUGAUCGUCUCAUCGCUGUCAAAUUUCCAUUUGGACAGUUUAGAUUUACCAGAAGGAGAGCUUUAUUUAGUAUUGGCGUCUUGUGGAGCAUUAUAGUUCCGCUAGCAGCGAUUCCUCUGAUUCCAGGAGGAUAUUUCCAAGGAGAGUUAUACUCUAGAUCUGUCGUCUGCCUUGCAUUUCCUCUACCUGCUGGAUGGGACUACUUAACAGGAAUCCUCGUCAUACUCAAUUUCCUUUUCUUUGUGAUUAUUGCAUUAGGACAAUGUUGGAUAUACACAGAAAUCUCACAAACAACCGCCAAAAUUCCAAUUGGAUUUAUAGGUAAUAUGUCACGUAAUAUCUCGAAAUAUUUGUAGAACACGAAAAACAGUAUGAUUUUAAUUGAAACUGAUGUCAUUGUACAACGUAAAAAGAAAUAUUAUUGUUUUCUAUGUACUUCAGGGAUAUUUGCCUUAAAUGGGCAUGUGAUAUCUGGAGAGGUGUAUGCCUGGGUCGCCGUUUUUAUCCCCACGGUCAACUCAGCCUUAAAUCCAUUCCUCUAUUCCUUUGUAAAUUUAAGGAGAAGGGUUGAGACAAGACUGUCAUCCAAAAAGAGAACAAUAUCUCGUUGUCUGCCUUCCACAGAAACUCUGACCAACCUCUCGCUCUCGGACUACAUGCAGAAUCACAAACUUACUGUACCGGAAAUGAAAUUUAUCGUCCUCCGAUUGACCGAAGCCAUGAAGUUCUUGCAUGAGCGUGGUCUAGUUCAUGGGUGUUUUGAUACAAAUCUUGUUUCACUCAGUCUUAAGGAUGGGAAAAUAAAAGAUCUAUUUGUGAAAAUUGAACCACGUGAAGCUCUAGAAGACGAGGAUAUUCCGAACGACUUCAAACAACUGGAGGAAUUAGUGGUUAAAAUGCUGAAAAUCCACCAAAGUAACACCACCGAUAACUCUCAUUAGAAUA